Molecule: messenger RNA, 1941 nt
Organism: Acanthocheilonema viteae
Lineage: Eukaryota; Metazoa; Nematoda; Chromadorea; Rhabditida; Onchocercidae
Source: the annotation of a GenBank genome assembly
AUGCUCACUGCAACCCUUCGUUUGGUGACGAAAACAUGUCAACAAAGGGCCCUUUCGUUAUCGGCAAUGUGUAAAGAAACGAAAACAUCAAGUAUUGCGGAAUAUCGUAUUGUGGAUCAUGCAUAUGAUGCGGUUGUCGUUGGAGCUGGUGGAGCUGGUUUGCGAGCUGCUAUGGGUCUUAGCGAAGGUGGUCAGAAGGUCGCAGUAAUUACAAAGUUAUUUCCAACACGAUCCCAUACGGUUGCUGCUCAAGGAGGUGUUAAUGCGGCUUUAGGUAAUAUGAAUCCGGAUGAUUGGCGAUGGCAUUUCUACGAUACUGUCAAAGGAAGUGACUGGUUGGGAGAUCAGAAUGCUAUACAUUACAUGACUCGUGAAGCGAUUCGUGCUGUUAUUGAAAUGGAAAAUUAUGGAAUGCCGUUUUCACGGACAGAAGAGGGUAAGAUAUAUCAGCGUUCAUUUGGCGGACAAAGCAACAAUUUUGGUAAAGGAGGCUUGGCUCGUCGGACUUGCUGUGUAGCUGAUCGUACAGGACACUCAAUGUUGCAUACGCUAUAUGGUUCAUCGCUCCAAUACAACUGUCGGUAUUUCAUUGAAUAUUUCGCUCUUGAUCUUAUGAUGGACAACGGACGAUGUGUUGGUGUUAUCGCUAUAGACCUUGAAGAUGGAAGCAUACAUCGAUUCCGUGCGAAAAACACGGUAAUCGCAACAGGAGGAUAUGGACGUGUUUUCUUUAGCUGUACGUCUGCACAUACAUGCACUGGUGAUGGUACGGCGAUGAUUGCACGAGCUGGACUGCAAAAUUCCGAUAUGGAAUUUGUUCAGUUUCAUCCAACCGGAAUUUACGGUGCUGGUUGCCUCAUCACUGAGGGCUCUCGAGGUGAAGGUGGCUAUUUGGUGAACAGUGAAGGUGAACGUUUUAUGAAGAAGUAUGCGCCGAAUGCAUUAGAUUUGGCUUCACGAGAUGUCGUAUCGCGAGCAAUGACAAUAGAAAUCAUGGAAGGUCGUGGUGUCGGAAAGGAUAAGGAUCAUAUUUAUUUGCAGUUGCACCACUUGCCUGCGAAAGAUUUGCAUACCAAAUUGCCAGGUAUUAUGGAAACAGCGAUGAUCUUUGCCGGUGUGGAUGCUGCGAAGGAACCAAUACCCGUUUUACCAACUGUUCAUUAUAAUAUGGGCGGCAUACCAACGAAUUAUAUGGGACAAGUUUUAACGCACAAAAGCGAUAGAGGUGACCAGUUGGUGCCAGGAUUAUAUGCUUGCGGUGAAGCAGCAACACAUUCGGUUCAUGGUGCAAAUCGUUUGGGAGCUAAUUCUUUGCUCGAUCUUGUCGUUUUUGGACGUGCAUGUGCUAUAGAUAUUCUAGAGAAGGCCAAAAAAUCACCUGAGAAGAUUCCUGAAUUACCGAAAGGUGCAGGUGAAUCAACUAUUGCAAACGUCGACAAAUUGCGCUUUGCUAAAGGUGACAUUCCUACCGCCGCUUUAAGAUUGAAAAUGCAGAAGACGAUGCAACAGCAUGCGGCUGUAUUCCGACGCGGUGAUAUUUUGAAGGAAGGUAUUAAAAAAAUGGAAACUCUCUUCAAAGAACAAAAAUUUCUUAAAACAACAGAUCGAGGAUUGGUAUGGAAUUCAGAUCUUGCUGAAACAUUAGAACUACAGAAUCUAAUGUUAAAUGCAACUCAAACGAUCUUUGCUGCGGAGAAUAGAAAAGAAAGCCGUGGAGCACAUGCUCGAGAUGAUUUCCCGACACGAAUAGAUGAGUUUGACUAUUCGAAAUCGCUAGCUGGUCAAACCAAGAAGUCAUUUGAUCAGCACUGGCGAAAACAUACUAUUAUCGAACAAAAUCAUGAAACUGGAAAGAUUACUUUGCUUUACCGACCGGUAAUCGACCAGACAUUGGAUAAGAACGAAACAGAUUGGGUUCAACCGAUGAUCCGAUCUUAUUGA